Cyphellophora attinorum is the source of this 1650-nucleotide messenger RNA. Its product is annotated as LAS seventeen-binding protein 5. Gene Ontology annotation, molecular function: phosphatidylinositol binding; ubiquitin binding. NCBI's taxonomy places the organism in Eukaryota, Fungi, Ascomycota, Eurotiomycetes, Chaetothyriales, Cyphellophoraceae. Gene Ontology annotation, biological process: endocytosis; actin filament organization; actin cortical patch localization. The transcript is spliced from 2 exons. The coding region runs from base 1 to 1650 and encodes 549 amino acids. The record is from RefSeq and is a predicted model, not a curated record. Gene Ontology annotation, cellular component: actin cortical patch.
AUGUCUAUUCUGGUAGCCUUCUCUGGGGCCUGCCCCGAUGUCAUCGUCACGGAACUUCCUCGCGACGAGAAGCUUUCGGCCCGCAUAGAGGAGUGUGAGAAGUCACUACUGGCCUGCAUCGAUGAAGACGACGACUGCCAGCGGUGCUCCCGGAAGAAGCCACGGCACGAGACCACGUUCGAUGCAUAUCCAAACAACCUUCCGGCAUCCACAUCAUUCCUGUCAAGGCCGUCAGUCUCCAGCCUUCGCGGCUGCCGCAAACUGAUUGCUCUUGCGCUUCAUUGCUUCUGCUGUGCCCGUUCCCGAAGGAAGUACCAGCUGCUAACGCGAUACCGCUAUUCGAAACAAAAGAAACCCUUCUCGUCCAUAUCCGUUGCCGUCGAGCAACUCACGUCCGAGACCUACGAUGAAGAAGACCUUGCCGGCAUCCCUGACAUCCUCGAGUCGAUCAAACUACAAGCCACUGGGCCAACGGAAGCCGCCCGAGCAAUACGCAAGAAGUUGAAAUAUGGCUCUGUGCACAGACAAUUACGAGCUUUGACCAUUCUCGAUGGCUUACUACAAAAUGGCCCGCAGCGAAUGCAACGCACAAUCUUGUCGGAUGGCCCUCUACUAGAACGCCUGCGAAUCGCCGCCGUUGACCAGGUGUCUGAUCCUGAUGUCCGCGCCAAAUGCAAGGACCUCUUCUCCCAAUGGGUUGCUUCCUCCGCCACUGCUCCAGGCCUGGAGGGUGCCAAAUCGUUAUACAACCAACUUCCCAAGCGUGCGAAGACAAAUGUCCAGCGUCAGAAGGAGUCCCGAGUUCUUCGCGAGACAGAAGAGGAGGCUCAUCGAGAUCGAGCUCUUGAGGAAGAGUCCUAUGCUAGCCGUAUGGACUCGAACGAUUCGCGCUCACGGUCCAACUCCUACGCUGCUGAGACCUCGUCACCCAACACACUCCGGAAGAAUCAAGCACCAAUACCAUUGGGCUCAUCAGGCUCCUUCCUCUCCUCCCGAAAAGAAAAGAACUUCGACCUCAACAAGGAGAAGCCCGCCAUCCUGCAAUCCAUAGCGUCUGCCUCAGUCGCAACGACCAAUCUCAACAACGCCCUUAAGCUCGUCAACCGAGAACACAAUCGCGUAGCCGACGACCCAGAAGUCAUGAAGCGCUUCGAGACCUGCAAAUCUCUCCGCCGCCAGGUGCUCCGGUACAUCCACUACGUCGAGCAGGAAGAGUUUCUUGGUGGACUUAUACACGCGAACGACGAGCUGGUGGCUGCACUGAUCGCAUUUGAAGUACUCGAUAAGAGCGUAGACGAUGACAGUGACUCCGAGGUUGAGGAGGCUAUGCAUUUGAGCAGACAGGCGAAGAUGUCAGAAGCGAGCUCCGCCAGAGAUGCGGAGAAGAUGGUGGCGGGACUGAGCUUGAACGACAAAUCAUCAAGGAUGGGUGCUUCGCCACCUACGAAGCCGCCGAGGCCCGGUGCGCCGGGUGGGCUGAGAAUGCCGCCGCAGCCGGCAGCGUCUCCCGCGGCCAGGAGACAGCAAGUAGAGAGCGAGAGCGAGUCCGCUAGUGACGAGGACGAGGACGAUCCCUUCGGAGACAGUCACGCGAGUAAGACGCCGGAUUGGAAGGCAAGCCAGCGGAAAGGGUAUUUUAAGGAGGUCUGA